This is a messenger RNA of Fundulus heteroclitus (mummichog), 2569 nucleotides long. RefSeq names its product mitochondrial calcium uptake family, member 3b (gene micu3b). Gene Ontology annotation, cellular component: uniplex complex. Bases 122 to 1576 code for a protein of 484 amino acids. Gene Ontology annotation, biological process: calcium import into the mitochondrion; mitochondrial calcium ion homeostasis. Gene Ontology annotation, molecular function: calcium ion binding. NCBI's taxonomy places the organism in Eukaryota, Metazoa, Chordata, Actinopteri, Cyprinodontiformes, Fundulidae. The transcript has 15 exons. The record is from RefSeq and is a predicted model, not a curated record.
AAUCUUCUGUCGGCUCCUCCAGUUUGACUCCCCUCAUCUCAGGUGACCCCACGGUCACGGCAUUUCUCGCGAUGUCCAAGACGCGAAGCGCUCACGGCUGGCAGAGUCAGCAUAAACAACCAUGGCCGCCGCACUGCGCAGGCUGGUCCCUUCUCUGGCACACGGCUCCAAAACGGGAGCGCUUGCUGCGGGGACCCGACAGCAAACCCCCUCAAAUGCGAGAAAGGCGCUCAAAGUGGUCGCAGCCGGAGCAUUUGCCGCAGCCGCUGCCGGCGCUGCGGCUCUCUACUGCGGCUCGGUGGUCGGUGGCGGACCGAGGAGCCCCGUCGAAGCUCGGCUCGUACAUCUGGCGCUGCCAUCCGUCUCUGCAGCUGAUAAGGCCAGGACCUAUGAUCUGGAUGAGGGGGACAUGUACAUGUCGUCCUAUGAAAACAGAUUCCGACUCUUCGGCUCAGUGGAGUGUGAGGGCCAGCUCUACAUGACACCUCUAAACUUCAUUGAGUCUAUCACUCUCAACGAACCAAGGAGUAGGAGAGGAUGGAAGUCCCUCACUAAAAAGGAGUUAGACAAGGUGCUGUCUGAUACGCCCCCUGUUUGGAAAGGAUCAUCUAAUUUGUUCCGAAAUCUCAGAGAAAGAGGUGCCAUCAGCUACACAGAGUAUCUCUUUCUUCUCUGCAUUUUAACAAAGCCCCACGCAGGAUUUCGGAUCGCUUUCAACAUGUUUGACGCCGACGGCAAUGAAAUGGUGGACAAAAGGGAGUUCUUGGUGCUGGAGGAGAUUUUCCGUAAGAAAAAGGACAGAAAAGAAGCUGCUGAUGACUCUCAGAGACUGGACCAACAAAGCCUGCAGCUUUUUGGUCAUCGCAAGUCCCAGACGCACAGUGUUCGUAAAAAAGACGUCCAGCAUGCGGGGACCCCGGGCAUGUGGGAUGUUCUCAGGCGCGGCACAAGUCAAGUUCUGUUUUCUGAUCUCACCGAGCAGGUGGACGAGAAAACGGAGACCACGCUGCUCGUGCAUUUCUUUGGAAAAAAGGGCAAAGCCGAGUUAAAAUUUGAAGAUUUCUACAAGUUCAUGGACAACCUGCAGACAGAGGUGCUUGAGAUCGAGUUCCUCUCCUACUCCAAAGGCAUGCCCACCAUUAGCGAAGAAGACUUUGCUCGCAUUCUUCUUCGCUACACAAACGUGGACGAUGUCAGCGGGUACAUGGAGAACGUGCGCCACAGCAUUCCAGACGAAAAGGGAAUCAGCUUUGAGGAGUUCAGAUCCUUCUUCCAGUUCCUGAACAACCUGGAGGAUUUCGCCAUCGCCAUGCAGAUGUACAACUUCGCUCACCGCUCUGUAGGUCAAGACGAGUUUACCAGGGCCGUUUACGUGGCCACUGGAAUCCAGCUGAGCCCCCACCUGGUCAACACCGUCUUUAAGAUCUUCGACGAGGAUCGAGACGGGAAACUCAGCCACAAGGAGUUCAUCGGAGUCAUGAAGGAGCGCCUGCACCGUGGAGACGGGGGCAUUAAAGCGGAGGAGAAGUUCGUCUCCUUCAAAUCCUGCAUGAAGAAGGAGCUGUCGAGCAAAUAGGUGACGACCCAAAGACGGCUGCACGUCUGGGUGGGUUGUGCCUCCCCUGUCCUCCCUGUCCAGACCCGGGGGGGGGGGGUUAAUGCAUGCUGCAGCAUCUCAGAGCGGCUCUCGUAGCGGUCUAAGAAACCAAAGAAAAACAGGAUGUAACGCCAACAGGAUGCAGCCGGUCUGACAGGAAUGAUUCCCUGAGUUUUCAAACAAACCACAAAUUGAGGAGCAUUGACACAACAACAACAACUUUAGUUUUAGAGUGUGUGUGAAAAUAUAUUAAAUUUAUUUAUUCCAUAUUUAUUUAUCUACAAAAAAAAAUCUCAACAAUUUAGCCAGUUUAGGUCAUUAGUGAGACAGCUUUUAGCCCUCAUGCAUCUAAAAAUGUCUGUUUCCUGCUCAACCGGCUUCUCCUCCUCAGAUUUAAUCCCAACCUUGUUUCUGUUUAAAUGGAGAAUGCUUAGCCUCCGUCCCCUCAGUCGUCCCUGCAAACAUUAUCUUUGUCCAACACCCACCCCCCCUCCACACCCACCUCCCGAGUCCUUGUAUUUCCUCCAAAUCGCUGCAGCGGGAAUCCUCCAGAGGAAGCAGAGCUGAACACUCUCGCUCGAUCCGAAGCUCGCUCACCGUUUAACUGCGGCCGGCGGACGCUGUUAAUCAUUUCUCAGCUGAUACGGAGAAGCGUUGGCAUGGAGGAACUCUCCUUCUGAACGAGCAGAACACAAAAGCCGUGCGCGUCUUUACUUCUUGUUGAAAUUACUGUAGGCUUCAGGAGGUGGGAGCGACGCUUCUCUGUGGCUCGGAGGAACUCUGUCUGAUGAGAAAACACUAAAACAUACCACCCUAAACGGGAUAAUGCCAUUCAGACGAACAGAUUGUAUUUGAGACGACCGGAUGCUCGUAGUGACUCUACCUCGUCCCUUUAAACGCUGGCUUUGACUGUUACAGUAGCGCACUGAGGCAUUUCCACUGAUGUGUUUGAAUAAAUCUGCACCUACUGUA